Miscanthus lutarioriparius is the source of this 1278-nucleotide messenger RNA. The record is from the annotation of a GenBank genome assembly. Lineage: Eukaryota; Viridiplantae; Streptophyta; Magnoliopsida; Poales; Poaceae.
AUGGAGAUGGACCCGCCGCCGCCCCUGCACGCCGACCGCCGCCGCCGCUGCCUCGAGUACCUGCUCGCGCUGGAGGAGGAGCGACGCAAGAUCCUGGUGUUCCAGCGCGAGCUGCCGCUCUGCCUCGACCUCGUCACGCAGACUAUCGAGGGGAUGAGGAGCCACAUGGACAGCGUCGUUGGCGGCAGCGAGGAGACGGUCAGCGACCACGGCGGGCCCGUGCUGGUGGAGUUCAUGCCGCUCAAGCCCACCCUCUCGUCCUCCUCUUCCGAGGACGACGACAAAGACCACGACAGCUCCCACCACCAACGCGCUGCCGGCACGGCCGACGACGGCGUCGAUGCCGACAAGAGCGACGAGGCGGCGCCGGGAGAUCCGGAGACGGCAGCGGCCAGAGCCAGCAGCGGCAGGCGGCGGUUGCCACAGCCGGAGACCAAGAAGGCCAUGCCGGACUGGCCGCAGUCCGUCCAGCUCUGGAGUAACCAACAGCAACAACAACCCUCCCCGCCGCAGCCCCACCAGGAUGAGCUGCUGCUGCCGUGCAGGCCGGUGGCGCUCAGUGCCUGCCGGAAGCCCGGGGGCGCGUUCCAGCCGUUCGAGAAGGACAAGAACAAGAAGGAGAAGCCGAAGCAGCGCACCGAGAUGCCGCUGCCGGCCUCGUCGUCGGCCACGGCCGCGGCGAGCUCGGCCGUGGUCGGGGACAGCUGUGACCGGGCCGGCGGCGCCACCGACAACGACACGGCGGGGAAUACUAAUAAGGCGAGCAGCAAAGGCGGCGGCAAGGACAAAGAGGCGCAGUCGGCGUCGCAGGCGCCCGGCCGGAAGCCGCGGCGGUGCUGGGCGCCGGAGCUCCACCGCCGGUUCCUGCAGGCGCUGCAGCAGCUCGGCGGGUCCCACGCGGCGACGCCGAAGCAGAUCCGGGAGCUCAUGAAGGUCGACGGUCUCACCAACGAUGAGGUCAAAAGCCAUUUGCAGGCGUCCGAACUCGACGGCGGUCGCGGUCCAGAGCAGCGGCACCAGCGUCACGCCGCCGGCCGCACCGCAGUUCGUCGUGGUGGGAGGCAUCUGGGUGCCACCGCCGGAGUAAGCUGCCGCGGCGGCUGCUGCCGCCGCUGCUGCGGUGGCGGCGGCAGCGGCACAGCCGCAGCAGGUGCACGACCUACCUGGCGACGCGUCAGGAACGACGACGACAACCGCCAACUAGGUGUACGCUCCGGUGGCGACGACGGCGUUGACGCCCGGAUUGCAACCGCCGCGUCCGCAGAGGCAGUCGAGUAG